UAUGUAGAAAAAAAAAAAAAAGAGUAUGUAAAAAGAUUGCUCAAAGAUCUGCUGGAUGUAAGUUGCCAAUCAACAGAUGAGGAUUUAAAGCCCUCUUCAACCAGUUGAAAAUAUGGUUCCUUUCACUAAACCCAGGUCCUCGUACAUCAGAGCACUCUUCACAUUUGUCUUCAUCAUCUUUCUUUUUAUGCUGUUCCAAAACGCGAUGAUCUAUACUUCCCUCAAAACUUCUGUUGAUUCCACCAGCGGAGGUCUGUGCGCUUGUGAUAAAUGUGUCAUGGAUCUGAACGAUACUGAUUGGUUCUUCACACGGUUCAACCCCACGGUUCCAUUUCUACUGAACAGAAGAAACGGUGUGUUGCGUUCCGACGUCUACAGAUGGUGGACGGGUCUGCAAACCGAGAUCACUAAGGUUAACUUCACCGACGUGGUGGACACAUUGUUUUCUCUCUUUCCUGAUGAAGAGCACUACUCGGACGCCGGUCCAGAUCGCUGCAGAACCUGUGCUGUGGUGGGAAACUCUGGGAACUUGCUGGGAACUCAUUAUGGGCCUCUCAUAGAUCUUCAUGACCUUGUCAUAAGGAUAAACAAGGGUCCAACAGAAGGUUAUGAGAAGGAUGUGGGCUCUAAGACCACUCACCGGAUUCUCUACCCUGAAAGCGCUGUGGAUCUAGACAACUCAACCCACCUUAUUCUUCUGCCCUUUAAGAUCAAAGACAUGCGCUGGCUCAUCAGUGCCUUCACCACUAAACACAUCACACGCACCUAUUUUAGAGUGAGACCUACAGUAAACGCUAACAGAGACAAGGUGAUGAUCAUCCAUCCUGAAUUCAUUAAAUAUGUCUAUGAGAGCUGGCUGCAGAAACAUGGCAAAUACCCAUCAAGUGGAUUCAUUACACUGAUAUUCGCUCUGCACAUCUGUGAUCAGGUCAAUGUUUUUGGGUUUGGAGCUAAAAGUGACGGGACGUGGCAUCAUUAUUUUGACAGAAGCUUGACUCACUUUAGCAGAGGCAGUCACGGUGGAGACUUUGAAAAUAAGACCAUGAAUGAGCUUCUUUUGUUGAACAAGAUUUCUAUACAUAAAGGGUGGUAAUAACCAUUUUCUCAUUGUGUCCCUGGAACAGGCUUUUAAUGAAACCCUUUUGAAAAGCCUACAUUUUCAAAGCAGAAUUAUUUGUGAAUAUUUAUGUAUUUAUUCACCUGGUAUAUAACCAAGAAAAAUAAGACAUUAUUAUUUCUAAUAGCAUAUUGUCCUAAUGGGGAAUGUGGAACAAUAAAGAUUAAAUUAAACCGA
Molecule: messenger RNA, 1294 nt
Organism: Carassius auratus (goldfish)
Lineage: Eukaryota; Metazoa; Chordata; Actinopteri; Cypriniformes; Cyprinidae
Gene: st3gal1
Product: ST3 beta-galactoside alpha-2,3-sialyltransferase 1
Exons: 7
Coding region: 113-1093 (326 amino acids)
Biological process (GO): sialylation
Cellular component (GO): membrane
Molecular function (GO): beta-galactoside (CMP) alpha-2,3-sialyltransferase activity
Source: RefSeq, a predicted model, not a curated record